CCGCUGGACCGGUCCUGCCCGAUUUCCUAUUACACCUUCUUGAGCUCAAUUCAUGGUAGAACUGGCCGGGUGUAGAGUGUGAAUAUCUGCUUCUCUUGCAUUCCACACAGGGAACAGGAAGACUUAACUUUCCCACCUUCAGGAGUGUCCUUUUCAAGCAGCAGAGGAGAAGCUUUGAGCCACCUAAAGACCAGAUAAGGUCUCCACUCUCAUGAUUUUUCUUAUCUGCUUUUCCUGGAGCCAUGGAUGAAUACAACCGCUUUGUGGAUUGGGAGAAAAUGGACGUGACUGUCCAGAGCCAAGAUGCAAAGGAGCUGAGCUGCUCCGAAUUCCAGGAGCUCAAGCAGCUGGCUCGGCAGGGCUACUGGGCCAAGAGCCACUCUUUGAGAGCCAAGGUGUACCACAAACUAAUCAACAAUAUUCCGUGCCGCACGGUGACUCCGGAUGCAAACGUGUACCGGGACAUUGUGGUAAAGAUCAUCGGAAAGCGGAGCAGCAGCUCCCUUCCGCUGCCGGAGUUCGUGGAUAACAGCCUGGUUCCCACUUACUGCUUGAACGCCGAAGGCAUCGGGGCGGUCAGGAAGAUUAUCCUGUGCGUCGCAAACCAGUUCCCGGACAUCUCCUUCUGUCCGGCGCUGCCCUCCGUGACAGCCCUGCUCCUGCACUACAGCAGGGACGAGGCCGAGUGCUUYGAGAAGGUUUGUCGCAUCCUCGCUUGCAACGACCCCUCCAAGCGCCUCAUUGACCAGACCUUMUUAGCUUUCGAGUCCUCCUGCAUGACCUUUGGUGAUCUGGUCAACAAGUACUGCCAGGCGGCGCACAAGCUGAUGGUGGCCGUGUCUGAGGAUGUCUUGGAGGUCUACUCUGACUGGCAGCGCUGGCUCUUUGGAGAGCUGCCCAUGGUCUACAUUGCUCGUGUCUUUGACGUGUUUCUGGUGGAGGGCUACAAGGUUCUCUACCGUGUUGCACUGGCUCUUCUGAAGUUYUUUCACAAAGUCCGAGCCGGGCAGCCCAAGGAGUCGGACAACAUCCAGCAGGAUAUUCGGUCCUUUGUGAGAGAUAUUGCCAAGUCGGUCACCCCCGAGCGGCUUUUGGAAAAAGCUUUUGCAAUCCGGCUCUUCUCCCGGAAGGAGAUCCAGCUCCUGCAGAUGGCCAACGAGAAGGCCCUACAGCAGAAGGGCAUCACAGUCAAGCAGAAGAGUGUUACAUCUUAUAAAAGGCAGAACGUGCACCUCGCAGUUCAUGCUGAGAACUUCAAGUCUGAAAUAGUGAGUGUGAAAGAGAUGCGAGAUAUCUGGUCCUGGAUCCCGGAACGCUUUGCGCUUUGCCAGCCCCUCCUGCUUUUCACCACCUUGGAACAUGGCUGUAGCCUAAACAGGUUCUACUCGCACAGUGAAGGGCACGAACCGACUCUUCUCCUCAUCAAGACAACAGCAAAAGAGGUCUGCGGGGCUUUUCUGUCAACUGAUUGGAGCGAGCGCAGGCGAGGAGGGAACAAGCUGAGUUUCUUUGGGACAGGGGAGUGCUUUGUGUUUAGGCUACAGCCUGAAGUGGAACGCUAUGAAUGGGUGAUAAUAAAACAUCCCGAACUAGCCAUGAGUGUUUCCGAGCCGGAAAAUCAUGCUUCCGGGUCUUCCAGUACUCUUUCCUCGCAUACUGUCCCAGAAGAUCCCUCGGAUCGCCUUUCUCCCUUCUUAUCUGCUCGGCACUUCAACUUGCCUUCCAAAACAGCCUCCAUGUUCAUGGCUGGCAGCAGCGAAUGCAUCAUUAUAG
Molecule: messenger RNA, 1773 nt
Organism: Nothoprocta perdicaria
Lineage: Eukaryota; Metazoa; Chordata; Aves; Tinamiformes; Tinamidae
Product: TBC1 domain family member 24-like
Exons: 8
Source: RefSeq, a predicted model, not a curated record